Patiria miniata (bat star) is the source of this 819-nucleotide messenger RNA. Its product is annotated as demethylmenaquinone methyltransferase-like. The transcript is spliced from 5 exons. Lineage: Eukaryota; Metazoa; Echinodermata; Asteroidea; Valvatida; Asterinidae. The coding region runs from base 60 to 770 and encodes 236 amino acids. The record is from RefSeq and is a predicted model, not a curated record. Gene Ontology annotation, molecular function: S-adenosylmethionine-dependent methyltransferase activity.
CGUUACUCCAUCAUCUUCAUCAUCACCAUUUUCAUCGGAGGAAAUUGAAGUUUUCAACGAUGGCUGAAGUCGACCUGCAAAGAAUACUGACAGAGAUAGAGAAGCGACGAGUGAGGUGCAGAAAGCAGGAGUCGGCCGCCCCGGAAGAAUCCCUGCAGAUGAUGCGAGACAUGUAUGCGGAAUGGAUUAAUAACGACUAUGACAAGGACAUGGAAGUUCUUGGUUUCAAAAGCCCAUUCGAAUUAGCGGAGACAAUAUCACUCUUCAUCAGCGACAAAAACAGCCGAGUACUGGACUGCGCAUCCGGGACGGGCCUCUUGGGUCUAGAGCUUAAGAAACGCGGGUACAUUCGCAUAGAUGCUCUGGAUGCCUCUAAGGAAUCCUUAGAUUACAGCCGAGGGAAGCAAGUGUAUACCAACUACUUCUGCGAGUACCUGGGACAUAAUCGCCUACCCAUUGAGAAUGGUACUUAUGACGCAAUCUGUAUGAGCGCUGCUUUUGGUAACACCCAUGUACGCCCCGACUGCUUCUCGGAGUUACUUCGCAUAACCAAACCAGGAGGCUACGUAAUUUUCAACGUGCGUGCAGAGAACCUCAUCCUCGAUGAAUGCUGCAAAAGUGGCAAGCUGGAUGACGUCAUCCACAAAAUGGCAGCCAAAGGAAAGGUUGAAUUUCUGGAGAAAAAGCGGCAUGUGUACAUGCAGUGCGAACAAAACGGCAAUACAGAGUACUGCUAUGCCUUUGUGCUGAGGGUGAUUGGAAAUAAGUGAACAUUUUGUUGAGUUCGAUGACAUGAAGUUUACACAUAACAUUUUGCAU